CAAGGAACAAACAUGGCGUCAAUGGCAGUGACUAAAGUCUAUCAUAUCUCUACCUUCAUAUGGUAUUUUGCUAUAGUUUACUUGCUUCUUAUUAUUCCAAUAGAACAUCCGCCCGCUGGAGUGUUUUUGUAUGCUGGACAGUGGAAAUACCUCACAUUCCUUAAUUUAUUUCUGCAGACAAUUUUCAAUGGGAUAUGUAUCCUGGCAGAUUUUCUGGGCCAUGUGAUGUGGAUUCGAGCCCUGCGUGACAUUAUCUUCUCAGCCUUGGCUUUCCCUGUUGGCACCUUUGUAGUGACAUCCUUUUGGCUGCUAUUCAGUUAUGAUAGAGCAUUGGUGUACCCUGAAGGCUUGGAUAAAUUAAUUCCCUUAUGGCUGAACCAUGCUAUGCACAGCAUUGUCCUGCCAGUGAUUCUGCUGGAGUUAAUUCUCACACCUCACCGUUAUCCAAAAAGAAGGACUGGCUUUCUCAUUCUAGGCUUCAUCUCCCUUUUCUAUCUAUUAUGGAUUCUGUGGAUUUACUCCGCGACUGGAAAAUGGGUUUAUCCCUUUUUAGGCCUAUUCAGUCCCCUUCAUCUGAUGUCGUUUAUCUCGGCGAGUGUUGUGUUGGUGAACUUGCUGUACCUUUUGGGAGAGAAGCUCACCUUGUUAAUCUGGGGCACAGUGGAGAAAGCAAAGCAAAGAAAGAGAAAGUGAGGUGGAAACGUGUCAACGGACUGAAAAUGUGGGCACUAAAGAACUUAUCCACCUCAGAAUACUCAAGAAAACACUGUGUCAACAGCAGUCAACAACAACAACAACAAAUUGCAGUUGCCUUUCACAUUGGGAGGCACAUUACCACAAGUCCUUAUUAAUCUGGAUGUUGCACUGGUGUCUGUGUUUAUUCACUUUAAUUUUUCACUAAAAUAAUUCUCAGAUUCUUUAGGGUCAGAAAUCUAGAUCUGCCUGUAAGGAAGGCUUUAUUGUUGGAUUUACCUUAGGUUGCUUAUCUCGUGUGCCAACGUUUGUAUCUGACUUUUUAAUAACAUUAAAAAAAUAAAAAUGGUUCUUGGCCUGAGAACCUAUAA
Molecule: messenger RNA, 1064 nt
Organism: Callorhinchus milii (elephant shark)
Lineage: Eukaryota; Metazoa; Chordata; Chondrichthyes; Chimaeriformes; Callorhinchidae
Product: androgen-dependent TFPI-regulating protein
Exons: 6
Coding region: 13-693 (226 amino acids)
Cellular component (GO): endomembrane system; membrane
Source: RefSeq, a predicted model, not a curated record